Messenger RNA from Eriocheir sinensis (Chinese mitten crab), 3093 nucleotides. RefSeq lists its product as uncharacterized. The transcript has 13 exons. The coding region runs from base 123 to 2885 and encodes 920 amino acids. The record is from RefSeq and is a predicted model, not a curated record. NCBI's taxonomy places the organism in Eukaryota, Metazoa, Arthropoda, Malacostraca, Decapoda, Varunidae.
GAUAAUCGGCAACGUUGGACUCGGGGUGCGGCGCGGGCGGGUAACGUUCAAUUUGAGAAGUUCAAGGCGAGGAGGCGGUGGCGGUGUGAAGGUUUUUUGUUUCAGCUUCCCAUUGCCGAACCAUGGAUGAUAGGUACAAGAAACGAGGGCUCAAGUUCAACAACAACCUUGAUUCCCGGGCCCUGAGGGCAGUUCACAACCAGCAACGACAGCGCAAUAAACGAGAUGAUGUGCUCAAAACACGGCGACAGAUUGAUGAUAUUCAGGACUCCCCACAAGUCGCUGAUCUCCCGAAGAAGAGGAAUGCUGUUGAUAGACAAGCAGAACUGUAUCAGAAAGGAUUGGAGCGGUAUCAGAAUCUCUUAAAAUGGAAGGAAAUGAAAAAGAAGCAGCUGGAAAAGGAAAAGAAAAGGCGCAUGCCAUCAUUCAAGACGGGAGUAUACCACCCAAGUCCUCCAAAGUUUCUUGUGUCUGAAGAUCAACAUGAAAGUAGUAAGACACCUCAUGCUUCACUGAAAAAGAAGGCCAUGACUCCUGGUGCCUCACUCCGUAAGGUGCCAGUUUUCCACCUUGGAGGCACCCCUGCCACUUCUCUGCUGAGGGUGCCACAGUUUCAUACUGGACUAACACCUAAGGUAUCAACUAAGAACCAGGCCUCAAUGGUUAUAAAGCAAGACAAACAAGAAAAUCGUGGUCCUUUCCUUAGAGCACAUGGAGCCCUUAAGAAUGGUACGAGGCCUGGAGGAAAGCGUGGUGCUGCAAGAGGCUGUACCACUCACUCAAGAAAACUUGGUGAUCAGGAAGACCUUGGGGUAAAGCCUCUCCCACUUACUCCCCGAGUAACAUCAUCCCAGAGGAAAGCAGAGAAGUCCACACUACCUUCACAGACAUUACCAUCAUUUGCUCCCGCAGACUUUGCAUUUAAUUUUGAGGCACCACAGACCUCUGAAGCUAAAAGGACUGAACACCUUUCAAGUGGUUGCAUUGAUGACCCUAUUUCUUCACAAGCUCUGGAAGUUUCCUUAGAUCAUUCUGAUGCCAGGAAAGAAGACAUGGCAAUUAGCAAGGAAGUGUCACCCAUGAAAGAAUGCCCCUCAAUUCUUCAGAAAAAUGAUGAUGGAGAUAUUUCAGAAACAGGUGAUUGUGAAACACAAUCUGUAUACAAAAAUGAUCUGUUUCCUCAGGAAGACAAUAUAGUAUGUACUUCAGACACAACUGAAAAUGAAAAUUCGCCACAUAAGGAAGCCUUUGGCCCAGACACUUCAAAAACAAGUGAAAAUGAAAUUCAACCUGAUCCUGUAACAUUGUCUGACGAGCUUCCUGGAGAUUCCAAACAUCAAGAAAAAUCAGAGCCUGAAAAUAAUUUAGAAAUGCUUAUUGAUGAGAAAAUAGAUGAAGAACCUGCUGCAAGUGAAGAAAAAAGUGGGUAUGAUCAAGUGAAGCCAGAGGAUGAAAGCUCAAACCUCAGUAACAUGAACACUUAUGCUUUGGAGGUACUGGAUGAAGAUGACUCAAGACCAAAGAGAAAGAGGCUAAGCACACCAGCCAAACGUGUUACCAGGAGGUCAGCUGCCUGCUGUCUGGAUGGCACUAUGACUCCUCUCCUAUCACGGCUGCGUCCUCGAACACCAUGCAGUAGAAGUACAAGGCGCUCACUAUCAGCCCACUGUGAUAUGCCAAUUGAGCUCUGUACUCCUGCAAGACGAUCAACUAAAAAAACUCCUCGACGCUCAGUUAGUAAAUCCGCUAAGAGACAAGUUCUUUAUGAGGCUGAUAUUGGGAGUCCUUUCCCCGUGCCACUUGAUGGUGGAAUAAAUGAUGCUGGGAGGCUGGCCCGUGACAAUGAGGACAGAAUGAUGGAUGCUAAAAAUACGUCAGAGCCACAGCUUCACCCUCAACUUACUCCUGGUAUCUCUUUGAAUGACCCUUCCCUGAAAGAAUCCUCUUCACCACUGAUGACACCUGAAAAUAUACUCCGUCGGGAACAAGGAUUGUGGACAGUGGAAACAAGUCCUUGGGUCAAUUUACAGCGAUCAAAGAAGAAAAAAUUCAGGGUAUCAGAUUUACAAGGAGCAUUUGAUGACAUCCCUGUUGAUGGUUCACCUGUGUCACAACCUGUGAUCCCUAGUGGCUUGGGGACUAGUCUGGGUGAGGACACCACUUGCACAAACCUCCUUUCUCUCCUGCAGCCCUCUGACUCACAGAAUACAGAGUCCCCAGUGGUGAACGUUUGGAGUGAGGAGAGCCCUGCCAUCGGUGCACUGGGAAGCCCAAAGUCUUCUAGGCAGAAGCGGUCAAGUGAGAAGGCAGCACGACCAAGGAUAAUGGCUCAGGAGCCAGCAGAAGUGCAGACAGCUUAUGCCAAUGUUUCAGCUCCCUCAGCAAUUGACCCUGCUGCUUCAGAACCUUCCUCACCCUCUCCUGACAUUUUGUCUGCAUUUCAAAAUGGAAAAAACAAAGAGAAAUCACAGAAACGGAAGUCUCGCAAAUCUGUCAUGUUUGCUGUUACUGAGGAAGAGGAUGUGAAGGCUGACUCAUGCAUUUUACCUGGCACACCAGUUUGCAGAUCUACUAGAGUGUCAAUGGGGCUCUUUGCCAAAGUUGAUCCAAGGAUCAGUGAGACAGUCAUUCCUGGCCAAGAUCUAAUUGCAUUUGAUUCCCCGAUAACUGAGAAAAAUACCUCUUCUACGUCAAGGAGAAAGUCAUGCCGGGUAAGCCUGCUUCCAGGCAUGACACUUAGUCCAGCAAAGGAAGAGGCUGGAUCUAUUCCAACUGAUUUGAUAACUUGGGAUUCGCCUUGUGAGACCAAGAGAGCUUCAGGACAUGCAGUUCCCAGCCUACCCACACCUGUGCGCAGGUCUCGCAGACUGAGUAAGGCUAUGUGAGCGCGAGAAAUAUGACUGAGUUUAAUUUUGUGGACAGUCAUUAGAUGAGUUUUAGAUAUGGGUCAGUUUACAAAUUUUAGUUUUCAUGGUUUAUUUUCUCAUGGAUAUUAGGAAGAAAAAUAACAUCUUAGCUUACACAAUAGAUAAUGUAAUGUGUGCCUUAAUCAUGAUGCAUUUAUAAAUCAAGUAUUUGUAAGACCCAUAUGUU